AUGACUUCCUCACUCCAUAGCCCACCAAUCACCACCACCACCGUCACGGCGGAAGACGGUGGCGCAACCGGUUUUUCCGAUUUGCAUCCAUAUAUCAUCGAAGCUCAUAUCCUCACUCGACUCGACGGACCAACUCUAGCUUCCACCAGCUGUUCCUCCAACGCUCUCCACCACCUUUCAUCAGAAAACCACUUAUGGUCACGUGUAUGCCACUCCACUUGGCCGUCUACCGCCACUCCUCGUAUCAGCCACAUCAUCUCCACCUUCCCCGACGCCGGUCACCGUACCUUCUACUCUCAGUCCUUCUCUCUCCCUUCCUCCGAGAAUAAGCAAAUUCACGAUUUAGAGUCAGAGAAUUUGACGUCGCUGAGAUCUACAAUAUAUAUAAUCCUUUCAAACUUUUUCGCCGUGUGUUUGUUUAAUCGGAACCGGAAACAGUGGAUUAUUCAACAGACAAAUUCAAUUUCAAACCGUUCAUCUUCGCCGCCGGAAUUAAUAUCGGCCGUCGAUAUACACUACAAACACAAAACGAUUUUCAGUAACGUACAAGAGACUGAAACGACGUCGAGUUGGUUCCAAUCCUCGCCGUUCAGAAUCGACAUGAUAGAUCCAAAGGAGGUGAUUUCAACGCCGAUCAAACACCCGAGCGACGACGACACGUGUACGGAUCUGAUUGAACACAUGACGUUGAGUUGGAUUCUGAUUGAUCCGAUCGGCCGGCGAUCGAUAAACCUCUCCUCCUUCAAGUCUGUUUCCGUACAACGGCACUGGUUAACCGGCGAAGUGCAGGUACGCUUUACUUCAAUCCUGACCGUUGAUCAAAAGAGAGGUCACGUGCAGUGUGAGAUAGUUGUCACGUGCGGUGGAUCUGAGGUAGGAGAGAUGCAGGUGAGGGAAGUGAGUUUGGGAGUGGAGGACAUGGAUGGAACUCAUUUGAAUGGGAGGGAGAGUUUGGUAAUUUUACAAAAGGUAUUGGAGGGUAAAAGGGGAAAUGGAGCUAAUAGAGGUGAAAUAGGAAGGAAGAGGUAUAAAGAGUUUUUGGAAAUGAGAAGGGAAAGAAAAGAGAAGAAGUUGAGGAGAGAAGGGACAUUAGAUAGUUUAUGUGUUGCAUUUGGGAUAUUAAUUUUUGUGGCUUUUUGGUGUUUUCUAUUUUGUUUGAGUAGAUAAAAAAC
Messenger RNA from Solanum verrucosum, 1172 nucleotides. Its product is annotated as probable F-box protein At2g36090. Gene Ontology annotation, molecular function: protein binding. Bases 1 to 1167 code for a protein of 388 amino acids. The record is from RefSeq and is a predicted model, not a curated record. The transcript has a single exon. Lineage: Eukaryota; Viridiplantae; Streptophyta; Magnoliopsida; Solanales; Solanaceae.